Molecule: messenger RNA, 3212 nt
Organism: Oncorhynchus mykiss (rainbow trout)
Lineage: Eukaryota; Metazoa; Chordata; Actinopteri; Salmoniformes; Salmonidae
Product: serum paraoxonase/arylesterase 2-like
Molecular function (GO): arylesterase activity
Source: RefSeq, a predicted model, not a curated record
GUCUGCGGGAGACAGGGGUCGCCUCGGGCGGGGCGGAGACUGGCAGGUCUUCAACAGAACAUGUGAAGUUAUCUCGAAAGUUGCUCAAUUUACUACUAUCUAAUUAUUCAAAAUGGGGAAGCUGGUUGUCAUAUCACUUUUUGUUGCUGCUUUAUCAGCAUUUCUUGGAGAGAGAAUUAUUAACUUAAAGAAAAGGACUCUUGCUUCCAGAAAGCUUGUCCAAACCCACCUCCCAAACUGCCAUCCAAUCAAAAGCCUUGAGUACGGAUCAGAGGACCUCACAAUACUUCCCAAUGGACUUGCUAUUAUUAGCACUGGCUUGAAGGAUCCUGUAUUGCCGUCCUAUUCAGAUGACCCUGGAAAGAUGUACACCCUUGAUAUGAGUGAAGAUUCUAGGAUGAAACCAGUGGAGCUCCGCAUGGGGAGAGGCUUUGACCUGGACUCCUUCAAUCCACAUGGAAUCAGUGUAUACACAGAUGAGACGGAUAACUCAGUAUACCUGUUUGUGGUCAAUCACCCUCAAAAGAAAACACAAGUGGAGAUCUUUCUGUUUGUUGAGGAGGACCACUCCCUUGUCUAUGUGAAAACCAUAAAGCAUGAAUUCCUUCACAGUGUGAAUGACAUUGUGGCUGUGGGAGUGGAGAGCUUCUAUGCCACCAAUGAUCACUAUUUCAGUGGAGGCACUCUGAAUACUCUGGAGGUACUUCUGGCUCAGCCCUGGUCUAACGUUGUGUAUUACAGCCCUGAAGAGGUCAAAGUAGUGGCUGAGGGAUUCUACAUGGCCAAUGGCAUCAACAUCUCACCUGACAAAAGGCACAUAUAUGUGGCUGACUUAUUUGACCACAACAUACAUGUUUUGGAGCGACUGGAAAGCAAUGGUUUGAAUGGUUUGGCCCCAGUAAAGGUCGUGGAAGUGGGCUCUCUUGUUGACAACAUUUAUGUUGACCCUGAGACUGGCGACUUGUGGAUAGGUUGUCACCCUAAUGGCUGGAAACUAUUUCGAAAUGAUCCUGAGGAUCUUCCUGGAUCUGAGGUGAUUCAGAUUAAAGACAUCCACUCUGAGAAGCCAGUGGUGACCCAGGUCUAUGCUGAUGAUGGCAGUGUGCUCAUAGGAUCCUCUGUAGCAGCUCCCUACGGAGGAAAGCUUCUCAUUGGAACAAUCUACCAGAAAGCCUUGGUCUGUGAUCUAGCCAAGGUAGACCAGUAGCCAAUGCUUUAUGUACAAAACAGGCUUCCGACGUGGGUUGUGGUCGGAAGAGUGCAAGUGUGCAACAUACUGAAUGUUGCAGAUGGAAAUGCAAUGAAUAGAGUUAACAAGAUUCCUUACUCUAUAUGACAGGGAGGGAUGUCUGUUCUACAUAAUAUACAGUGGGGCAAAAAAAUAUUUUGUCAGCCACCAAUUGUGCAAGUUCUCCCACUUAAAAAGAUGAGAGAGGCCUGUAAUUUUCAUCAUAGGUACACUUCAACUAUGACAGACAAAAUGAGAAAAUCACAUUGUAGGAUUUUUAAUGAAUUUAUUUGCAAAUUAUGGUGCAAAAUAAGUAUUUGGUCAUUUUUCUGGCUCUCACAGACCUGUAACUUCUUCUUUAAGAGGCUGUAUAUCUAGCUGAAAAUUCCUCAAUGUUGUGCCAUACUGAAUUCUGCCGUGGCCUGUGGGGUUCAAGUUGAUAAGUAAAAAAAUAUAUUUUAAAGUUCAUUCAUUGCAUGCUCUGUCUAAUCACAGGAAGUUAGAUUUGCAAUAAAGUUGACAAAAUGAUAUGUCAAAGAUAACGCUGGUGCACUGAACAAGACCUGUAACAAUACAAUACAUAGUAAUGUUGUAUAAAAGUUGAUAAAUGACAGGAGAAAUGACUUGAUAAGAAUAAUCUGACUGUUAUUUUUUUUUGCCUAAAAUGACAUACCCAAAUAUAACUGCCUGUAGCUCAGGACCUGAAGCAAGGAUAUGCAUAUUAUUGAUACCAUUUGAAAGGAAACACUUUGAAGUGUGUGGAAAUGUGAAAUUGAUGUAGGAGAAUAUAACACAUUAGAUCUGGUAAAAGAUAAUACAAAGGGGGAAAAAAACAUGUAUUUUUUAUUGCAUCUUUGAAAUGCAAUAGAAAGGCCAAUAUCUCACUUAGGAGUCUAGGUGCAAUUUCACUAGAUGGCAGCAGUGUAUGUACAAAGUUUUAGACUGAUCCAAUGAACCGUUGCAUUACUGUUCAAAAUGUUGUUUCAAGUCUGCCCAAAUUUGCCGAAUUGGUCAAUUAACAUAACUAUAGAGAACAUACAAAAAUGAUAUGGUAAUAAAAAAUGUAAGUUUACACACUUCUAGGAAUGUCAUAAAUUAUGGAUAAUUAGCUUCCCUACAGAAAAUACACCAACCUUCACACAUCUAGAUGUGAUGUUUUUUAAUAUAAAAAUGGAUUUUAUCAAACAAAACUAAGCUACAUUUUAUCUCUGGAUGACAAAUCAGAGCAAGAUUCUGAAUGUAAGUAUGUUAUUUACCUUCAGAGGUGAAUAUAUCAAACCAGUUGCUGUGAUAAAAAAUGUUUUGUUGUUGUGCACUCUCCUCAAACAAUAGCAUGGUAUUUUUUCACUGUAAUGGCUACUGUAAAUUGGACAGUGCAGUUAGAUUAACAAACAUUUAAGCUUUUUGCCCAUAUAAGACAUGUCCUGGGAAAUGUUCUUGUUACUAAUGAAGAGGGUUAAACCAAGGCCUUAUACCUUUUAAAGGGUUAAUAAAUUAUCUUAUGGUAAACUGUAAGGUCUCCUCUUCAGGAGACCUCUGUGUGUGUGUGUGUGUUAAAAUCUGUUUUUGAGUGAUGUGACCUUCAGACACUAUCAGAAGGCGUCUACAUUCAGACUCCUCCUGUCUGGAUCCCACCGUGGUUAUCUGGUUUUCUGAGAACACAAGGCUGUCACAGACCUGAUGAAACCAGCCACCUAUCAGAAGAUACUUACACUCGUUCAUACUUGUGAUGACAGGUCAAGUUUCAGUUAAACCCACUUCUGAGCUUUUAAUUGCUGAUAAGAUGGUUACUGCUGUCAGAGGGAGGUUAGAUUUAUUAAAAUGUUGUUGCCAGGGAAACUCAUGCAAGGAGGACUGGGAGAGGCUAUAUGAGUCUUACACAUUUUGCAGAACUUGGGGAGAACUAUUAUGUACUGUUAUACUGUACUCUGUACCAACUUCUGCCUACAAUUGUAUUACUAAAAUGAGUAUUUUAAUACUUAAA